Lampris incognitus (smalleye Pacific opah) is the source of this 930-nucleotide messenger RNA. RefSeq names its product phospholipid phosphatase-related protein type 5-like. NCBI's taxonomy places the organism in Eukaryota, Metazoa, Chordata, Actinopteri, Lampriformes, Lampridae. Gene Ontology annotation, molecular function: phosphatidate phosphatase activity. The coding region runs from base 1 to 930 and encodes 309 amino acids. The record is from RefSeq and is a predicted model, not a curated record. The transcript has 5 exons. Gene Ontology annotation, biological process: phospholipid dephosphorylation; phospholipid metabolic process; signal transduction.
AUGCUCUACUUCCAAGUGGUGAUUUUUGCGGCCGUGUUGAUGUUGGCUUACUACUGCGAGUAUACCGACACGUUCACCCUGGCCCAGCAAGGGUUCGUCUGCCGUGACCCGGCUCUGGCCAAGCCCGACCCUGGAAAGGAGCAAGACAGCCGAAUACCUCCUGUCAUUCUGUACUCUGUGGUGACCGGACUGCCCUUCGUUUUGAUUUCAGCUGUGGAGGUGGUGCUGUUCCUGUUUCACUUCAACUCCAAAGACCAUGACAACCAAGAGAAGGUCGUCAUCAUGGGGGACUGUUGCUACCUCAACUCUAUGGUGCACAGGACGUUCAAGUUCCUGGGUGUCUAUCUUUUCGGUUUAUUUGCGACAGACAUUUUCGUCAAUGCAGGUCAACUGGUAACAGGAAGUCUUUCGCCUCACUUCCUGUCUGUCUGCCAACCCAAUUACACCGCCCUUGGGUGCCAGGAGACGGCGCGCUUUGUCAGCCAACCAGACGCCUGCACCGGUGAUCCUGAAGACGUCGCCAGAGCAAGAAAGUCCUUUCCCUCCAAGGAGGCUGCAUUGAGUCUUUAUGCAGGGCUUUACUUGGGGAUGUACAUCAUGGGUUGUGUUGGCUCCAGCGGCUCGCACCUGUUGCGGCCCCUGCUCUGCCUCUCAUUGGUCAGCUUGGCGGUGCUGACGGGAAUCAACAGAGUGGCUGAACACCGCAACCACUGGAGUGACGUCAUAGCAGGCCAAGCCACAGGGGGUGCUAUCGCUGUCUUUCUGGUUGUGUUUGUGGUGCAGUAUUUUAAAAGGAGACCUGCAAAUUCUCAGUCUGCAGACACAGAUACAGACAUAGGAGUCGCAUCCAACGAUGUGACCCCAACCUUGAUCAACAACGUCAUUGAAAGCGGCGAUGGGUACAUCAUCACACAGGUUAGCGUGGUAUGA